AUGUUAAUUUACAGAGAGGGUCCAAAACCUAUGGAUCACCCUUUAUGUAAUUAUUUUUUGGCGAUCGAAGAACAAGAGCAUGAAGAAGAGAAAACCCUAAAGAUGUUAAAAUUUUCGUCAACAUCGUUAAUAGACCAUUGUCUAUUCCGUUCUUCGUCGAUUAAUGUUCACUAUUAUUGUUCACGAUGUUUGCAUUUGUUAUUACCCCAAAGUUUCAAAUCAGCAAAUAAAAUUAUUCAUAAUUCAGCAUCGACACUUCAACUACAGUCAAAACGAGAAGAAUCUGAACCGUCUCGAAAAGCUAAAAAAUCAUCAUCAAAGACAUCAUCCGCUGUACCACUAGGUGCUGCUCUUUCGGCAGUUUCCACAGGAACAACGUCGAGCACUUUGCCUAUGAUCUAUGAACCAUCGUUAUUUACUCGUAUUAAACAAAAAUUUGGUUUUCAAGGUGAUUUAAGAUAUAGCCAACGUGUAUUAGAUAGAUCUGCUUCAUUAACAUAUUAUAUGCUGCAGAAAACAGUUGAUUUUGAUGGUUUACAGCGUUUAUUAAAUAUGCCUGAUGUGUACUCCACAUUUGGCCGUCUCGUUUUUCUUCACGUGUGGAUGGUUUUACUACGCUAUUUCCAGUUAGGUAAUAUAAUAAACUGUGUUAAUCAUUAUAAAAUAUAACUUGAUCAGCCUCUUGUAUUAAAAUUCAGUUGCUGUAGAAAACUCGCAGUUUGUCUAUCGAAUAGCGUUUUUGAUAUGACCCUCCCUACAAAAAAAUAUUUUAUCGGCACUGGUUGUGCACGGGUGCGCACCGGUGCCGAAUAAUUUUUUUUCUGGGCACCGAUGCGCACCGGUGCCGAAGUUUUGUUUUCAAUCAUCAUUUUGUUUUGACAAUUUCUAUCUAUAUUAACGCUACGGUCUACUUCUAAUAUUUCGAAUGUCUUUCUGCCUUCAUUUUUUCCUUCUC
Didymodactylos carnosus is the source of this 955-nucleotide messenger RNA. The record is from the annotation of a GenBank genome assembly. NCBI's taxonomy places the organism in Eukaryota, Metazoa, Rotifera, Eurotatoria, Philodinida, Philodinidae.